This is a messenger RNA of Rhodotorula toruloides NP11, 756 nucleotides long. Its product is annotated as translin. Gene Ontology annotation, cellular component: nucleus; cytoplasm. The coding region runs from base 1 to 756 and encodes 251 amino acids. The record is from RefSeq and is a predicted model, not a curated record. Gene Ontology annotation, molecular function: sequence-specific DNA binding; single-stranded DNA binding; RNA binding. Gene Ontology annotation, biological process: RNA metabolic process. Lineage: Eukaryota; Fungi; Basidiomycota; Microbotryomycetes; Sporidiobolales; Sporidiobolaceae. The transcript has 7 exons.
AUGGCUUCAGUCGACUUCAGCUACCUCCAAGACGCCCUUGCCAAGGACGCCGAGCUGCGGGAACGGGUGCGCGAGGCGACGCGGGAGAUUGAACAGGCGGAGCGGGCAUGCCUGGCGGUCCUGGGGAGGGUGCACUCGCACAGCAGGGAGGACAUCCCCGCCCUCGUCGCCUCCCUCGACCCGACUCUCCCUGCCCUCCGUACCGCACUCGCCAAACUCGCCGACCUGAUCCCGCCUCAGCAAUUCUACCGCUACAGCGACUCGUUCUCGCGUUGCAUCCAACAGGCGAGCUAUAUCGUGGUGUUCAGGGUGUUUCUCGAGCGGGAGGACGUUGCGACGAAGGAGGAGGUUGCGCAGCAGUUGGGCAUCCAGGAGGCGUGGAAGGACCACUUCUUCCUCUCAACGGAGGAGUACCUGCAUUCCCUCAUCUCGCUCGUCAAUGAACUGUCCCGCCUUGCUAUCAACCGUGUCACGCUUGGUGACUACGCCGCGCCUGUACAGUACUCUCGUUUCGCAAAAGAGCUCUCCAACGCUUUCGGCCUUCUCAACCUCAAGAACGACUCGCUGCGGAAACGAUUUGAUAGCAUCAAGUACGACGUCAAGCGUCUUGAGGAGGUCGUCUACGACCUCUCUCUCCGCGGCCUCCCCAAACCCGACUCAACCGCACCAGCACCCACAGCCACAGAUGUAGCAGAUGGCGAGCGAGCUGCAAAGAGGCAGAAGCAAGGAGGAGGAGAGGUGGCGAUGGAGACGUGA